Pyricularia pennisetigena is the source of this 465-nucleotide messenger RNA. RefSeq lists its product as uncharacterized. The coding region runs from base 1 to 465 and encodes 154 amino acids. The transcript has a single exon. Lineage: Eukaryota; Fungi; Ascomycota; Sordariomycetes; Magnaporthales; Pyriculariaceae. The record is from RefSeq and is a predicted model, not a curated record.
AUGAAUCCUCUUCACAAUGGAAAAGGCUACAUUGCCUUCACGGUCCUCCACUUCUUCGCGUUCGCCAUGGCCCUGACAGUCUGCGGGCUCUAUGGCGUUGACCUGACGAGAGCUCGCGAAUCAGGCGUGGCUGCCGACCCGAAAUGGGUGUUUGCCGAGGUAGUCGCUGGCAUCUCGGUUUUCACGACGUUGAUCUAUCUGAUCCCGUUCGUUCUACGGUUUGCCGGGGUGCCCAUCUGGAACUUGAUUCUCUUCGUUCUCUGGAUCGCAGUCUUUGGCGUGUUCGGAAGCAUGUACAUCAAGGAGGAUGCCGAAGGAAAUCAGGGCAUUCAGCGCAUGAAGAAUGCUGUAUGGGUUGACCUCGCCAACGCCCUGCUGUGGCUCAUAAUCGCGAUCACCAGCGGGGUCUAUUGGUGGGGCCACCGUGAGCGUCGCUCACGGUUCACCGGCCGGGCCAGGGUUUAG